Molecule: messenger RNA, 543 nt
Organism: Elaeis guineensis (African oil palm)
Lineage: Eukaryota; Viridiplantae; Streptophyta; Magnoliopsida; Arecales; Arecaceae
Source: RefSeq, a predicted model, not a curated record
UCACUCACUCUUUCUCCCUUCCCGUUCUUCCGCCUUCGAAACCCUUCCAUCUCCUCAGGAUCGACUCACCAGAAGCGGAGGAGGAAGGCGAUCACCUUCUCCAUCUCCAUUCCCUCCUUCCAUCUCCUCACAGAUCGCAUCAUGGACCGAAGGCUACGCUUGAGAGAACUCAUCCAAAAGGAGAGGGAUGAGGAGAACCCGCAGAUUGAUCUUUCAGAUAUGAAUUUUCAAGCCUUACGGCCUUCGGUCAUUCAUUAUGGACAAGAACAACUUGAAAUUCUCACCGACGGUUUCACGAACCAAAUAGGGCAUGGUGGAUCCGGAAGAGUAUACAAAGGUAAAGCACUUGACAGUGAAAUGGCAAUUGCUGUCAAGUGUCUAAAAGAAGGAGAAAUAUAUAUCAAAAUGUGGAAGACAGAAUUGACAUUAUUGAAUAAGUUUCAGCACAAAAAUAUAAUCAACUUAGUUGGGUAUUGUCCUGCAUAUCCCUCUUUAGCUAAGCUAUCAUGACAGAAUUUAUGGAAAAGGGCAAUCUAAGGGAAU